This is a messenger RNA of Fulvia fulva, 1362 nucleotides long. RefSeq names its product putative gamma-glutamyl phosphate reductase. Gene Ontology annotation, molecular function: NADP binding; glutamate-5-semialdehyde dehydrogenase (NADP+) activity. The record is from RefSeq and is a predicted model, not a curated record. NCBI's taxonomy places the organism in Eukaryota, Fungi, Ascomycota, Dothideomycetes, Mycosphaerellales, Mycosphaerellaceae. The transcript is spliced from 2 exons. The coding region runs from base 1 to 1362 and encodes 453 amino acids.
AUGUCCCUCACCAACUCCUCCCCCGAACAAGCAGCCCGCGCAGCAAAAGUCUCCUCAAGAAAGCUCGCAACGCUCUCGGUCAAUGCUCGCAACAACGCACUGGACGCAAUCCACGAUGCACUUUCCAAUGCGAAAGAUUCAAUCCUCGCAGCCAAUGCCGAAGACCUCGCGAAAGCAAAACAGUCGACAGCAAAUGGCGAGCUCAAUGCUAGCAUUUACAAACGCCUCGAUCUUUCCCGUCCGGGGAAAUUCGAUGAUAUGCUGCAAGGCAUUCGAGACGUGAAAGGGCUUCCAGACCCAGUCGGCAGGGUGGACCUCCGAACAGAACUUGACGACAACCUAAUCCUCCAACGCCAAACCUGUCCCAUCGGCGUCCUGCUCAUAAUCUUCGAAGCCCGCCCGGAAGUAAUCGCCAACAUCGCCUCCCUGGCCAUCAAAUCCGCCAACGCCGCAAUUUUGAAGGGCGGCAAAGAAUCAACAGAAUCCUUCAAAACCAUCGCCAACAUCAUCUCACAGGCGCUGCAGAAAACGGAAGUCCCGAGCGAUUCGAUCCAGUUGGUUGCUACGAGGGAUGCGGUGGGGGGUUUGUUGGAGCAGGGGGAGUUUAUUGAUCUUUGUAUUCCACGGGGGAGUAAUGAGUUGGUGAAGUAUUGUCAGCAGAAGGCGCAUAUGCCAGUUUUGGGGCAUGCGGAUGGACUUUGUUCGGUUUAUGUGCAUUCUGAUGCGGAGGUGGGGAUGGUGGUGGAUGUGGUGGUGGACUCGAAGACGGAUUAUCCAGCGGCUUGUAAUGCGUUGGAGACGCUGCUGGCUAAUGAGGACGCUCUGGAGACGGUGCUGCCGAGUCUUGCUACGGCGUUGCAGGCGAAGGGUGUGACGUUGAAGUGUGAUGCGAAGUCGAAGGAAGCAUUGACGAAAGCUCUUGACAAGGACCAAUCCUCGCAGUUACAGGACGCCACGGAUCAAGACUACGACACCGAAUUCCUCGACCUCGUCCUCGCGAUCAAGACCGUCUCCUCCGUUUCCGAAGCUAUUGAACACAUCAACACCCAUGGCUCCCACCACACCGACGCCAUCGUAACCGCGUCAAAAGAGAUCGCCGAUCAAUUCCUCAACGGCGUUGACGCAGCCUGUAAAUUCUGGAACGCAUCAACACGCUUCUGUGAUGGGAUGAGAUUUGGCUUCGGCACAGAGGUCGGGAUCAGUACGAACAAGGUGCAUGCGAGAGGACCUGUGGGGUUGGAAGGAUUGACGAUUCAUGAGUACCGGAUCACUGGUAAUGGACAAAUGGCGGCGAGUUAUGGGACCGGAGCUGGGAAGAGGCAGUAUAAGCAUAAGAAGCUUGAGUUGCCGAACGGGAUAUAG